GAUUCUUCUCUCUUUAUCCAUCAAACCCAUCCCUUUAAUUCCUUCAACUUCACUCCUAAUUUGGAUCAUUUUAAUUAACCCACUUCCAAAAAAUGGAUUCUUUUUCAACUUUUAAUUAUGAAGACUAUUUCUCCAGUUCCGAGAGUAGUAAUUGCCGUCUCCCCAUUUUUUCCGAUGAGGAUUUUAUGUUAGCCGCCAGUAAUCCCAAGAAGAGGGCCGGCAGGAAGAAGUUUAAGGAGACAAGGCAUCCGGUUUACAGAGGAGUCAGGAGGAGGAACUCUGGCAAGUGGGUCUGUGAAGUGAGAGAGCCCAAUAAGAAGUCAAGGAUUUGGCUUGGUACUUUUCCAACGGCGGAGAUGGCGGCUCGAGCUCACGACGUCGCCGCCAUCGCCCUUAGAGGUUUUACUGCUUGUCUCAAUUUCGCCGAUUCUGCGUGGCGAUUGCCUGUGCCGGCGUCUGCUGAUGCCAGAGAUAUCCAGAAGGCGGCGGCGGAGGCGGCGGAGGCUUUCAGGCCGUCAGAGUCAGAUGGGUCUUCCGUAGAUGACUCAAGGACGGAAAAUGGGAUGAUGAUGGAGACGACGACGCCGGAAAACUUGUUUUACAUGGAUGAGGAAGCAGUUUUCGGAAUGCCCGGAUUGUUGGAGGAUAUGGCUGCGGGAAUGAUGUUGCCUCCACCUCAGCAUUUCCGUGAUGACAUGGAUUUUUAUUCUGACGUGUCAUUGUGGAGCUAUUAAAUCAUCUUUCUUAGUAUUUCAUUGUACAUUCAAUUUAUGUACUUGUACACAAAAACUAAACUAGAAAGAGUGUUUUUUUCUUUUUUAGUAUUGAUUUUCACACACAUAUAUAUAUAUAGUUAGUAGGUUAGAAUGUGCGGUUGAUUGUAGCAUAAAAUGAUACAGUGAACCAACAAGUAUUUUUCCACCACUUACUUUUGUUGUUUCAUUACUUUCUCUUUUGGUAUUAUUGCUUUUAUUGAGGUCUUUUCUUUAUGAAAGCGAUAUAUGUUCUCAAAAGAUGCAAAUUAUUCGAAUUCAGAAAACUCAUUCUCUUCCUUA
This is a messenger RNA of Cucumis sativus (cucumber), 1055 nucleotides long. RefSeq names its product dehydration-responsive element-binding protein 1A. Gene Ontology annotation, biological process: regulation of DNA-templated transcription. Gene Ontology annotation, molecular function: DNA-binding transcription factor activity; DNA binding. Lineage: Eukaryota; Viridiplantae; Streptophyta; Magnoliopsida; Cucurbitales; Cucurbitaceae. The transcript has a single exon. The coding region runs from base 93 to 734 and encodes 213 amino acids. The record is from RefSeq and is a predicted model, not a curated record.